UUCCCAUAAUGCAACAGUCAACAAAGGAAGAGGGAGAGGAACGGGCUGUAGCCAAAGUUGCUAGCUAGCACAAAAAAAGAGGAAGAGAGAAAUGGAGCUGUCAUAAAAUUUUAAGGCAUGUAUCUCUCAUCAAACGGGCAAAUACAGCUGAGGAGAAAACAGCCUCGGCUCUUCACGUGCAUGAGAUGAUGACAGACCAUCAGCAGUGGGUGUUUAUGAAGUGAAGCAGCUCUUGGUCGUGCGAGGGAGCUGACUGUUAGAUUAGAUUAGCAGCUAGCAGUCUUUUAUUAGCACGCUAAUGCUAAAUGCGUUGCUCUUCGUCAAGAUUUACACACACAUUCGACCCUGAUCCAUCUUUAUGAAGAAAGAGAGGGGAAUUAAACUAUUUAAAGUGAUGACGAAGGCUUUGGCGUUCACAUGAUUGACAUUUCCCAGUCACAUGGCCAGACUCUGCGGUUAGCAUCUUUCGGUCAGCAGAUUGGACCGUCCCAUGCCCUCACCUGACUGGGUGUACAAGGAUGAAGAAGAUCAGUCUGAAGACGAUCAGAAAGUCACUUAACAUAAAGGGCAAAGAAGAUGGGGAUUUCGUCAUGCUCCAGCAGCCAUCAUUAGCAGCUGAAUUCACCAAGGAUGACUCUCUCUUCGAAGGCUGUUACACCAAAGGGCUGGUAGGUUGUGAUCUUAAUGGGGAGGAUGAGAAGGGUCAUAAGAACCGAUCGAAAAGCGAGAGUCUUAUGGGCACUCUAAAGAGGAGACUGUCUACCAAACAGAAAGCGAAAGUCAAAGGAGGCUCCACAGCAGUGGGCUCUGGAGAUGAUGAUGACACCUUCUCUUCCUCAUCAGUCCCAAUAUGCUUUAAUGAAGUCAAAGCCCAGCGGCCCUUAAGGUCCUCGUCCCUCCGAAGCCAUCAUUACAGUCCUUCUCCGUGGCCUUUCCGGCCAGCCGGCUCUGAAGAGGCUUGCAUCAAGAUGGAGGUGAAGGUCAAAGCUAUGGUCCACUCCCCCAGUCCCAGUCCCUCCCUCAAUGGCAUCAGAAAGGAGUUCCAUGACAUUCAAUUAGAAGGUCUGUUCCAGGAUCAGAGCGAAUCUUUGAAGGACAUGGAGACUCAGAGUGGCAACUUGCAUUUGAACAUUGAGGAUCACGUGCCUAUUGGACUCACACCUCAGGACUAUAUCCAGUACACAAUGCCUUUAGAUGAGGGAAUGUACACUGAUUCAUCCAAGUCCUUCUGCUUGGAUGGUCCCUCGCCAAUGGAAGUGGUUGAUCAGGUCGAAUCUAACUCGUUGCAUGUGGAUCAGGGCCCGGAUGACCAUGAUCUCAUGCCAUCGGACAUUCUCAUGGAGCAGGCGGUGAACGGACAUCUUCCUGGUACUCCGGCGAUGGUCCUUUCCAACUCCAGAGCCGACACACCUUUAUUUUCUCCCUCCCUGUCACCUCUUUCCAGCAACGAUAUUUCAAGGACCCUCUCCGGGUUCAGUGGUGCAGACUCUCAUGUUGUCGAGAGAGUGAGGCACCACCUGAACUUUGACCCUAAUUCCGCUCCCGGUGUUAGCAGAGUGUACGAUUCUUUCCAAAGCAGUGGACCCAUGGUUGUAACAAGCCUUACAGAGGAACUUAAAAAACUGGCCAAGCAGGGUUGGUAUUGGGGACCUAUAACUCGAUGGGAGGCCGAGGAGAAGCUCAUCAACCUUCCAGAUGGCUCUUUUUUGGUGAGAGACAGUUCAGACGAUCGCUAUCUCCUCAGCCUGAGCUUUCGGUCACAGGGAAAGACGCUUCACACCAGGAUUGAACACUCGAAUGGCAGAUUCAGCUUUUACGAGCAGCCCGACGUAGAAGGUCACACUUCCAUCGUAGAUCUCAUAGAGCACUCUAUAAAAGACUCUGAAAAUGGCGCGUUCUGUUACUCCAGAUCCCGUCUGCCAGGGUCUGCCAUGUACCCCGUUCGGCUGACCAAUCCCGUGUCACGGUUCAUGCAAGUGCGUUCGCUGCAAUAUCUUUGCCGCUUUGUCAUCAGACAGUAUACGCGGAUAGAUUUGAUUCAGAAACUGCCUUUACCAAACAAAAUGAAAGAUUAUUUGCAGGAGAAGCACUACUGAACAGACUGUAAUGGGAUAUAGUAGUAAAAUGCACUUUUUGUUGAGUGGCGCGUUCUUAAAUCAGUUUACAUAUAUGGAGGUCAGGUGAUCAGUUGCGCAGGUUGACUAUCCGAUCUUCCCACAGAAAUAUGCGGUAAAUUUGUUGUUGCUCAGAUUCAGUGUUUUACAUUUUGCAGUUCUUUUCAGAGCAAUGUGGUAAGUCCAGAAACCAUUUAGGAUUGG
Messenger RNA from Carassius carassius (crucian carp), 2318 nucleotides. Its product is annotated as suppressor of cytokine signaling 6-like. The record is from RefSeq and is a predicted model, not a curated record. NCBI's taxonomy places the organism in Eukaryota, Metazoa, Chordata, Actinopteri, Cypriniformes, Cyprinidae. Gene Ontology annotation, biological process: protein ubiquitination; phosphatidylinositol phosphate biosynthetic process; intracellular signal transduction. Gene Ontology annotation, molecular function: 1-phosphatidylinositol-3-kinase regulator activity. The transcript has 2 exons. The coding region runs from base 519 to 2096 and encodes 525 amino acids. Gene Ontology annotation, cellular component: phosphatidylinositol 3-kinase complex.